AUGUCGCAGAGGGGAAAUUCGGAGACCGGUCAUGCGAAGGAGAGAGAUUGCCUCGAACCUACGCCUGUGGGAUUUUGGAGCUCAGGCCUUGCAGACGUGAGGAAGCAAGUAGCGGGAAAGUGGCUCUCAACCACGUUGAUCUUGCUCGCUUUUAUUAUGGUGAUACUCUCCCUCUACUGGGGUUCUCAGUUCAACACUGUCAAGAACUAUCACCUCCUUAACGUAUACAUCGCGGACUUCGAUGGCCAGGUUGAACCAUAUACAUCCACUACGCCGAUCAUCGGACCCGCCGCCGCCUGGGCCACCCUCAUCAUCAACCCGAACGCUACAGCACUUGUGAUGCAAGCAAUUCAGCAAGGAAACGCAUCGUAUGGUCCUGCGGGGGCGUUUCCGUUGGUCAUCGCGAGUGCGAGGGAGGACACAACAAUCUAUAGCUAUGUUUUGCCCGAUUUAACGACAACGAUGAACUUGAUGAUUGGUCAAGUGGGCCAGAUUAUGGCGGCGGGAAAUGAUACGUUGCUCAACAACUUGCAAGCCGUGCCUCAAGCCCUCAGCCCUGCCGUUGGAUUCUCCACCAUCGAUCUUCGGCCAGUCCUUCCGCCUGUCGCUACGCCUACCGUCUCGGUCGGCUUGAUAUAUCUCAUUAUCACCUCAUUCUUCGCCACAACCUUCUACAUGCCCGUCCACCAGCUCUUCCUUAACACUUCCGCCGGCCAUCCGCCUCUCAAAAAAUGCCAAUGGAUGCUCUAUCGCUAUAUCUCCUCCAUCCCCGCCUACUUCCUUCUGUCUCUCGCGUACUCCCUCGUCUCCCUCGCUUUCCUCAUUCCUUUCUCUCUCCCCUCUUACUCCCACACCUCCCCGCGUCCCAGCGCCACACGGUAUGGAAAGGGCAGUUUCGUCGUGUUCUGGAUCUUGAACUGGGUGGGAAUGACGGCUUUGGAGCUGGCGAGUGAGAAUGUCGGGAUGGCGGUAGGAAUGCCUUGGAUGGCGUUCUGGUUGAUAUUUUGGGUCAUUAGUAAUAUGUGUACGAGUUUUUAUACGAUAACUUUAGCUCCCGGGUUUUAUAAGUGGGGAUACGCGUGGCCUCAGCAUAACAUCGUUCAGGCUACGGGAACCAUCGUCUUUGAUCGCAAAUCCCACUGA
This is a messenger RNA of Stereum hirsutum FP-91666 SS1, 1143 nucleotides long. RefSeq lists its product as uncharacterized. The transcript is spliced from 9 exons. The record is from RefSeq and is a predicted model, not a curated record. Lineage: Eukaryota; Fungi; Basidiomycota; Agaricomycetes; Russulales; Stereaceae. Gene Ontology annotation, cellular component: membrane. The coding region runs from base 1 to 1143 and encodes 380 amino acids.